AACACAUUAUCUGAGUUUCGGUGAAUCUGAUAAAAACGAGGCCUUAAGCUUUUUCUCCUUGUCCUUUUCUGAAACAUAACAUUCCAUCUCAAGUUCAAUUAUUGACAGCCCAUAGACAUGAUUGCAUGUCACUCCAUACGUGCAUCUACCGUCCUUCCCAUGAUCCACGGUGGAGAUGUACGGUGGAAAUAACGAUACCAUUGCCAAUGGAGGGCUAACGCCUAACACGUGUAUUACAUAUACACACAGGCAUUGUAUAUUAACACAUGUCAUGUCAUACAGCUGUAAGUCCAUUCUGAUCCCCACCAAAAUGGUAAUUUUGUGCAAAAAUUUCAACCAUACAAAGAGGAAUAAAGAUCGAUAGUCAACGGCCAUCCACCUUUCUUUCUCACCAAAGGACGGUGGAUGCGAGCCCUCGUUUCGUUGUAAAGAUAGCCCGCUGCGGCUGGACUGAAAUUUACAGCAAACAUGAUAAGGCCAUGGUCUUAGCAGGCUGCAAUUAUUAAUAUACAAACAAGGGAUCUCUCUCUCUCUCUCUUUCGGAUCUGGGGAUUUCUCUCUCCAGAGGAUAUUUAUGUUUGUUUAUGGAGAGGUAACGAUUGGAAUUGUGUUGCUUGUUUAUAAAAUCUCUCUGUCAUGCCUAGCCUACCCUAAGUAUUACGAAUUUCCCUUUCUCAAUGGACAGGCUUCAUUGACAAUCAUUCCCAAGUUGCCUAUUGCCGGAGCGAAAAACAACAUCGCCGGACCGCUUUGAAAUGACUGCCGCAUCGCAAUAGCCACUACCAGAGCGAGAUCAAACAAUGCCGGAGCACUUUGCCACACCACUAGAGCGAUGUGCUCCAAAAGAGUAUUGCUGAAGCGCAUGUAGAUAUCGCCAGAGUGAAGAAUGUAUCGCCAGAGCGACGUACUAAACCGCUGGAUCGAAGUGGCUUACUACCGGAGGGGCUGAUUUGAUUGCCGAAGCACGUGAGAAAAGCUUUGGGUGUGUAGAGAAGGGGCAUGAAGACAAAAGGGUAUUUUGGAUUUUUUUUUACGGUUUUUUUGGGUUGGGGGGGAGGGGGGGGGUUUGCUAAGAUAAUUUGUUGAAGGGAAAAAUAUAAGAGAGAAAAGUAAGAAGGGGAUAAGUUGAGUGAAUAGUAUAUUUUAGGGGGUUUUUGUAAUUUUCCCUAAAUUUUCAAAUAGACCAAGGCCACACCUCGGUUAGGAAGGUUUGAUCCUAACAGUUUCAGCGCUAUUAGGGCAUGAGCUGGGUCUGAGUCAAGGUCAUUUUGAUCACAAACCAGGCCGGAUUAGCCUUGCCCAAGCCAAGGCAGGGCCCACUUACCCAUUAAACAACCACCAACUUCAAUGUGUACCCACAAACGGAUACGCUUGCACUCAGUUAUACUAAACUACGUCCAAUAGGGGUGCCAAUGAUCCCGGGACCUGACGGGUCAGGGUCGGGUCAAAUCGGACCCCAACCCAAUCCGAUAUGUUGGGGUGGCAAUGAACUUGGACCCGAGGGGUAGACCCGAGAUGGAUCCGGGACGGCACGAGCAGGACCUAAUCCGACCCGACCCCUUGCCACCCCUAACAUGCCGUACCCGGACCCAACACGUUGCCACCCCUAGAGUCCAAGUUUUUGGCUCUCUGCCAGCUUCUCUCCAUUUUGCAUUGAAGAUUCGAAGAAAGCCACCUUACCAUUUUAUUCAAACUCCAUCGUCAUGGCUCUUCGAAGCACUCAAACAUAAAAUUCAGAUUCAAAGCUGACAUGUCCUCUUUCUCCAAUCCAUAGACCACAUGCAUGCUUAUGACCAACCUUUUUGUCCCUUUCGUUUUUGGUUGAGCAGCCUUUAUCUCUUGCUUCCCACGCCAUCUCUCUCUCCACCCUAACUCAAACCAUCACUCUUUAUAAAUACUCACAUCAUCAACGAAUUGCAACGUAGAACAAGCCUAUCAACUAUAAGCUAAGAUGGUAAUCAAGAGUACAAUAGUCUUUUCCACUGUUGGGAGGCCAUCAUACGGCUUCGACAUAUUCUCUGUCACCGUUCCGAAGAAUCUUGAUGACAUGAGAGAUUGGACGGAACGGCGUCUAACAGACGGCAAAUCCGUUAACUAUAACGGCCACUUCACUGAAGAAGAUGGCACUGUAGUGUUUGUGUCAGAGAGAAGUGGCUGUUCAAAACUGUAUAUCCAAUUACCUAACACCAACAAACCAUUAGAGCUCCCAUCAGUCCCUGAUAGCUUAUUUCACGACCACCCGACCAUAAAUAAUGGUCGCCUUUUCUUUGUUUCCGCAAAUGAACCUGCUGACAAACCGCUCAAGAGCUGGGCAGCUAUGUACUCGACCUGCCUAGACAGUCAGAAAACCACAAGGCUGACACCAGUUGGAACGGUCGAUUAUAGCCCAGCAGUUUCCGAGUCUGGAAAAUGGAUUGCUGUGGCAUCUUAUGGAUCUAAGCAAUGGGAAGGUGACUUUCAAGAGCUUUCCACUGAUAUAGUGGUUUUCUCAUCAAAUGAUGGUUCUGGACGCCGGGUUUUGGCUCGUGGUGGUGGAUGGCCAGCUUGGUCUGGAGACUCUAGCGUGUUUUUUCAUAGGAAGGCUGAUGAUGGGUGGUGGAGCAUUUUCCGGGUUGAUAUACCAGAAAAUGAGGAGGCUUCAUUGCUGGAAUGUCACCGGAUAACACCACCAGGGGUCCAUGCCUUCACUCCAGCAGCUUCUCACAGCGGGAAAUGGAUAGCAGUUGCGACCCGAAGGCCGGGAAGUCAAUUUCGGCACAUUGAGAUCUUUGCCUUAGAAUUGAAAUCCUUCAUCAAAGUUACAGAGACUCUAAACCCCACCUUGCACCACUAUAAUCCAUUUGUUUCUCCAGCUUCUGGGUUCUUAUGUUAUCACAGGUUUAGGGGAGAAGCAUCGAUCGGAGACUCUAAGAUUCCUUAUCUCGAGAAUGUUAUUUCCCCUUUACCAGACCUAAAAAUGCUCCGGAUAAAUGGGAAUUUCCCAACAUUUUCGCCAGAUGGUGACUUGAUUGCCUACAACCCAGAUUUUUUUAGCCCACAAUCCGGUGUUUCAAUAGUGAAUUCCACAGGAACUAAACGAUGGACCAUUCUCAAAGGACGUGUAUCAUUCUCCCUUGCAUGGAGCCCGACUGAGAAAGGCAUCAUUUACGCAUCAGUGGGGCCAAUAUUCGAAACUGCAAAAAUGACGGUCCAGAUUGCCCGUAUCUCUUUUGAUCUGACCAAUCUGGAUUCUCAAGAAGACAUCACGGCCAAGAUAAAGAUCCUCACAAAGGAAGAGACUGGAAACAAUGCAUUUCCAUCAUGUUCACCAGACGGUAAGUUUCUAGUCUUUCGUUCUGGUCGUUCAGGCCACAAAAAUUUGUACAUAAUGGAUGCUACUAAUGGAGAAGAUGGAGGCAUACGUCAGUUAACUGAGGGACCAUGGAUCGAUACAAUGCCAAGCUGGUCUCCUGAUGGCAAAUUCAUCGCUUUCUCAUCAAAUCGACACUCGCCAGAAAACACUGAAGUAUUUGGUAUAUAUGUGAUACAUCCCGAUGGCACUGGACUCCGUCGUGUCCAUGUAGCAGAAGAUAUGGACAUGGUGAGAACAAACCACGUGUGCUUUAGCCCUGAUUCUAAGUGGCUCCUAUUCACUGCAAACUUCGGUGCUGUAUCGGCUGAGCCUAUUUCGUUGCCAAAUCAGUUUCAACCAUAUGGGGACCUCUAUGUAUGUGGGUUGGAAGGGACCCAUCUCAAGAGGCUGACUUGUAAUGCCUAUGAGAACGGGACACCAGCUUGGCACUCGGGUGAUGGUGGGCCCGACAUAGGAUCACUCUGCUUGAAUGAUGUUGGUGAGGAUUUGAAGGGGGACUUUGGGGAGCCUCACUGGUUGGUGGCCUAAUAUUUCGAAGGUUCUUUUCCCCUUUGAUCCCUUAGAACUUAUGAUCCCAGAUGCAUAUGGGGAAGGAAAAUUGGAAAUGCCCAGAGGUGAGACUUAUAAUAAGUACUCAUGUUAUUGAGUUUCUUUUUUUUUCUUUUAAUUUUUCCCUAGCUUCUAUUAUGGUUUGACCUUGACAAGAGAACUGUCUUUUCCAUUAAGGUUUGACAAAAGAACUGCCUUUUCCCCCUUUUUUUUUUUUUGCCAUUUUCUCUUUGUGGCUAUGUGGAUGUGUUUGAUAAAAAGAAGUUUGUGGAAGGUAGAUAUGAGACAAGAAUAAUUGUAUGAUGUUACUCAA
This is a messenger RNA of Amborella trichopoda, 4214 nucleotides long. NCBI's taxonomy places the organism in Eukaryota, Viridiplantae, Streptophyta, Magnoliopsida, Amborellales, Amborellaceae. The record is from RefSeq and is a predicted model, not a curated record.